Molecule: messenger RNA, 1440 nt
Organism: Aegilops tauschii subsp. strangulata
Lineage: Eukaryota; Viridiplantae; Streptophyta; Magnoliopsida; Poales; Poaceae
Product: beta-glucuronosyltransferase GlcAT14A-like
Cellular component (GO): membrane
Molecular function (GO): glucuronosyltransferase activity
Source: RefSeq, a predicted model, not a curated record
AUGGCGCGGCGCCCCUCCCAAUCCUCUGACCGCGCCGUCACACAUGUCCAAUGCCACAUCACUGUCGCCCCUGCCAACCCCUCUAAUAUUGGAAAAAUUGUGAGGGAUGCAGUGGAUCUUGUCGAUCUUGUCUGGAUUCAGCGACCAGGGAGCGAGGACGGCCGGCCCUGCUUUGCCACCAAGGAUAUCGACACCCACUCCUCCCCACGCGGACGCUCCUUCACCCGCAUGGACCUGCGGUGCGUGCUCUGCGUGGCCGCCGGGGCUCUCUUCGCCGUGUUCCUCCUCGGGGCCUCCUGGAUCGCAUUCCCCUCCGCCUCAUUCUUCCUCCUCCAAUAUUCCCCUGCCACCCAGCGCGCACCCCCGCGCUUCGCCUACCUCAUCUCCGGCUCGGCCGGCGACGCUGGCAGGCUCCGCCGCUGCCUCCUCGCGCUCUACCACCCACGGAACCACUACAUCCUCCACCUGGACGCGGAGGCGCCCGACUCGGACCGCACGGGGCUGGCGGCGUUCGUGGCCGCGCACCCGGUCGUCGCCGCCGUGGGGAAUGUGCGAGUGGUGGAGAAGGCCAACCUUGUUACCUACCGAGGGAUCACCAUGGUCACCACCACACUGCACGCCACCGCCAUCUUCCUGCGGGGGCCCGGCGCGGACUGGGACUGGUUCAUCAACCUCUCCGCCUCCGACUACUCGCUCGUCACUCAGGACGAUCUGAUGGACGUCUUUUCGCGGCUGCCGCGUGACCUCAACUUCAUCGAGCACACGGGCGACCUGGGUUGGAAAGCGCCUGCGAGGGUGAUGCCGGUCGUCGUUGACCGUGGCCUCUACAUGAAGACGAAGCAAGAUCUGCUGUGGAUGAAUGAGACCGAGAAGCGGGAGCUGCCCACUGCUUUCACACUCUUCACUGGUUCUGCGUGGAUGGUGUUGUCUCGGCCGUUCGUGGAGUACCUGAUCUGGGGUUGGGACAACCUCCCGCGGACGGUCCUCCUCUAUUAUGCCAACUUCGUCUCCUCUCCGGAGGGCUACUUCCAAACUGUGGUCUGCAGCGCCAAUGAGUUUCGCAACACCACUGUAAACCACGACAUGCACUACAUCUCCUGGGACAACCCCCCAGGUCAGCACCCACAGCUCCUCAACGCCAGCCACUGGGACAAGAUGGUUGGCAACAAGGCCCCCUUUGCGCGGAAGUUCGGCCAGGACGACAUGGUGCUUGACAGGAUAGAUGCAGACCUCCUGUUACGGCCACCAGGCAUGGUCACCCCUGGAGGCUGGUGCAGGGGGGAUGUUAGCAGAAGUAGCGAUGGUCCUUGUUGCUCCGUGGGGAGCCCGACGCGUCUGCUUCCCGGCCCUGGAGCUGCACGGCUACAAAGGCUGGUUACGUCGCUCAUGUUGGAGAAGAACUUCCGGUCGAAACAGUGCAAAAUUGAGCACAACUAUUGA